AUGUCUCAACGAGCCACCAUCACAGGUCUACGCCUCCGCAGCCCUUCGGACGCGAGGGUCAUCUUCCACGCUGUCCAUCUGAAGAUUCUGCCGAUGGUCACCCGUCGGCUCGAUAAUGACGAGAGAAGCCUCAUCCAGCCAGGAUCCGUCUAUGUCUGGGAAGAACGCGGCCCCAAUGCUGAGCUCACUGGGACCGGAAUAGAGAGAUGGACUGACGGCAUUCGAUGGGGUCCGUCGCGCGUGCGCGAGGGGUUUCUCUUCUAUCAAGAGAAACAAGAUGAUCCCAAUUUGCCAUCCAAUGUGUACGCUGUACCUCUUUGCCCCUUAUCUUCCCGUGCAUUAAGCUCGUCAUUUAGGGAUCCCGCCAAGAUGAUCUUAACAAAACAAACAUACACCGUUUUCGUCGUCACGCCUGCCGGUAAAAGGAAAUGGCACCUAAUCGCGUAUUUCACCGAUGCCUCUCUCGAUCGGCUGAAAACAAUCGAUGACAUACCUCAGCUGGCGACUUUAGCCGUCCCCCACGAGAAAUACCAGACUGCACGCGCAGCAAAGGGGCGACCGGAGCACAUAUUUAAUAUGGCACAGUCCCACGGUGCAUCAUAUCCACGUCUGGAAUACGUUCCAUACACGCCCAAACAUAUACCGCCGUCUCCGUCGCCAUCGCCAAUUGACAUUUGUCCCACUGUUCUGCGAUCCGUCUCGACAUCCCCCGGUGCUAGACGCCAGAGUCCAAGCGCCACUCCCCCGCUAUCGAAAGAUACCCCCUCUCAUCGCCACGCCACAAUCCAAUUCUCUCCCAGCUCGCUUCCGCCUCUAGAGUACCUGCGGAACCAACCCAGAGUGCGCCGUUUUCCUGGCGAUGAAAUGGCUCUUGCGAAACUCGCACACGGGCAAUAA
Molecule: messenger RNA, 897 nt
Organism: Guyanagaster necrorhizus
Lineage: Eukaryota; Fungi; Basidiomycota; Agaricomycetes; Agaricales; Physalacriaceae
Exons: 6
Coding region: 1-897 (298 amino acids)
Molecular function (GO): DNA binding
Source: RefSeq, a predicted model, not a curated record